AUGUCUCUGCUUAAGGAUAUGACUGCAACAAGGACUCUCACCAAAGUCAAGUAAGUACAUGUUUAAAGUAGUAUUGUUGUCUGAGCCAUUUAGACUAUGAUAAUGGGCUGUGAUUAGGACCAUCUAGUGGUCUGAUUGUAGAACUACAUCCUGUGAUCUCUGUGAAAUCUGCACUGACUUGUUUCUUGGUCACACUGGUUCUGACGUCACUCUGAAGUUAUGAGGAUGUGACAACGUCCUCAGAUCAAACGCUCACAGACACCAGGACUGACGAGGGACAAACGAGCAGCUUCUUCUCUCCACACAUGAAGGUGGAAAGUGUCUGUAAGCUGACCUGA
Messenger RNA from Xyrichtys novacula (pearly razorfish), 338 nucleotides. Lineage: Eukaryota; Metazoa; Chordata; Actinopteri; Labriformes; Labridae. The record is from the annotation of a GenBank genome assembly.